AUGUCUCAGGAUGAUUUUUACAAUAUAAGCGCUCUUCAGAAAGCGUAUUUUGUGAAUAGAAAGAAAAACGCGGACGGAGAGCAAAUGUCUUUUUUGAAAGCAAACUAUUUCCUCUACACGAAGGAAAACUCUGGAAAAAUUUUCUACAAGGAAGGCUUAUUGGCAAAAGAAGAUUUCAAAGUCUGGGAUAUAACAAAGAAGAAAAAAGGACAGCCAGAUGAGACACAACUCGUUUUGGAAAGGCUACAUAAUUCGUACCCGUUGCCUCUUCCAAAAAAAAAAUUGGACGACAUUAAUACGUUAAUACAAUAUAUACACCCAAAUUGUCGGCUUUUUUAUGCUAAUCUCAAAUCAGAAGAAACAGCUGCCGAUGAAGAUGUAUGUCCGACAGCUAUUUUACAAUAUGAUGAAUAA
Molecule: messenger RNA, 414 nt
Organism: Acanthoscelides obtectus
Lineage: Eukaryota; Metazoa; Arthropoda; Insecta; Coleoptera; Chrysomelidae
Source: the annotation of a GenBank genome assembly